Molecule: messenger RNA, 3027 nt
Organism: Rotaria sp. Silwood1
Lineage: Eukaryota; Metazoa; Rotifera; Eurotatoria; Philodinida; Philodinidae
Source: the annotation of a GenBank genome assembly
AUGCCAACACUUUUUCAUGUUUAUUCAAAUGUUCAAUCAAAUCCAAUGUUAAAAAAAGCAAUUGAAUAUUGUUGUCGACAAUUCUAUAUCUUACAUCGUAUACCAUUUAUAUUACAAAUGCUUGGUAGUAUAUCACAAUUAUUUGACUCAGAUCAAUCAACUAAUAUUAUUGAUUCAAAUAAAAUUCCACAAUUAUGCUUAUUUCGUUUAUUAAUUGCAUUAGAACAAACAAAUAUUGAUGCUAUGUAUGAUAAUUAUUUUAUAUUAGAAUUAGUUAAAAAUGAUUCAUUAACAAGACACAGAACAUUUAAUGUACCAACAGGAAAUACGUCUGUUGUUGGAGUACUCGGACAAGGAACUUUGAUUGCACCAACAGUUAUUAAAUCAUUAGAUUUUUGUUAUGCAGAUGAUGAUACAAUAUUUACGUUGCUUAAUUGUUUUGAUGUUUGUGUUACUGUUGUUGCUUAUGCGUCGGAUUCGGUUCGUUCAUUACAAAUGCUUAAUGUAAUCGAUAUACUUUUACCAAAAUAUUUAGAAUAUUUAAAAGAUUAUACAAAUAAAAAUGAUAUUCAAAAAUGUGGACGUAAUGAAUUUAAACAGAUUGAAAAGUUAUCUAUUACUAUUAAAAUAUUAAUCAAUACAUCCGAAUGGUUAACACGCACAUUUACUGAACCUAAAUGUGACACACCAUUAGAUGGUAUAUAUAAAUUUUCACGUACUUCAUAUCGUUUACCAUCUAUUGCCAUUGAUGAUGAUUCGACGAAUCGUUUUAUUGAUGAUCGUACGAAGUCUAGAACACAAGAUACUGAUGAACUUAAACAAGCAUCUGAAUUUCGUUGGCCUCGUGAUACAUUGUUAUCUAUAAUAUCAACAUUUAUUCAUUUUUCUACUCAACGUUUAAAUGAAUUGAUUAAAUUAUUUCAUGAUUCAACAAUUCGAAUACCAGAAUUACUUGAUGCUAAAUCACAUAUACGUCUUGCAUAUAUAGCUCAUACAUUACUUAAAUUAGGUAGUUUUGAUCCUAUAACAAUAGGUUGUCGUGGUAUACAAUAUUAUUUUCAAAAAUUAUUACCAUAUACAAAUUGGAGUGAUGAGCAAUUACGACCAGCAUUAAAUCAUUUGUUAAGACGUAUUGAUCGAAUGUUUAUAAAAAUUUGUAAAAAACAAAUAACAAAGCGUUGUUUUGAUUGGGAAGCAACAGCAGGAAUUUUAAAUGGAAUUUAUUUAACGAUUGAUCGACAUCCAUAUAUUGCAUAUUUUCCAAAUUUGAAAGCAUUAAUUUCUGGUUGUAUUGCAUUAAUAUUAAAUGAAAAUCUAGCAGAGUCAAGUCAUAGUGUACCACGUUUAAAUACAUUGAUUUUUCCAAAAGAAUUUUCUCGUUCUGUUAUUAAACUUGUUGGACGAUAUUUAUUAGCUAUUAAUCAUCAACCAAAUUUAGAAGCAUUAACUACAAAUACUAGUUGGUCAUCUGCAAAUCCUUCAUCAGCACUGAAUUUUUUAUUACAUUUUCUUUUACCACUCUUAUUAUGGAUGAGUAGUGAACAGAAAGAUGCACAAAAAAUUCAUUCAAGUGAUAUUUCAUAUAUUAUUACAAUCCUUUUUAAUUCGGUAAAAUUACCAUUAAAACUUGCAACUACUAUGGGUACACAAAAUAUACCAUUAGGACAUCUAACUAAUAGUGGAAAGCAAUAUUUAACUUCUGGAGAAACUAUUAUACCUAAUAUUAACUUUACACAUAAAUCAAUGAAACAAUUAAAAUAUCUUUUACAAACAGCAUCGUUAUUAGGUUUAAAAAUAUUAAUCAUUAGUUUUAGUAAACAAAUGAAAUAUGAAUGGCAACGAACAGUACGAGCAAUAAAAUUAAUGUGUAAUAAACAAUCAAAGAUUUCAUCAAAUCUUUUAUCAUUCAUUGAUUUUAUUGUUUCAUAUAAAACACCAAUUUAUGUCAUUCUUCGACCAUUUCUUUUACAUUAUAUAUAUUCAAUUACAUCAGAAAAUGAUUAUGAUUAUGAAAUGAUUAGAAAUAUUCAACAAAAACUUAUUUUUGACAAAAUAAUACCAUCAAAAUCAAUGAAUGAAAUUUUAAAUGAACUUAUACAAGAAUUAAACCAAUUAAAAGCAGAAUUGAUAGAUGAGUCAAGAGCAUCAGAUGUUUAUGAUACACAUCCGACAACUACAGAAAAAGUUCGACUUGAUACUGAAACACGUGAACAAAUGAAAAAUAAUGAUGAUACUACAACACGAACAAAUUCUAUGCAUGAUAGACGACCAAACAAUAAUCCAACAACAAAUACGUUUCAUUUUUCACAACAGCAACUCAGUGAUACAAAUUUAAAUUUAUCAUGGAAAAAGAGGCCUAAAAAGAUCCGAGCAAACGAAGCUUUAAACAUACUUGAAACGUAUUAUGCUCGAUAUAGAAUUCGAUGUGGUGAUGCUUCGUGUCUGCAAUCUCCAUCAAAUUCACAUUCUUCAUUGCCAUUAUUACGUUCAGUGACAGUUACCGGUGAUCGAAGUUCACCAACAAUUAAUCGUUCAUUUCAACAUUAUAAUCCAAUGGAAGAAAAUGCUUCUGACCAAUCUCCAAUUAAUAACGAAAUAGCACCUAAACUACGAAUAUUUCAUGGAUGGAAACGAAACAUAGCACAUUUAGAUAAAACUCGAUCAACUAAAAGUUCACGUCCAUGGCCUAUAUCAAGAGAAUCAAGUAUGAAAUAUAAUACUACCAAAGAAAUGAAUCCUAUAUUUCGAUCGAUUAGACAAGUCAAUGAACAACGUUUUUCUUCAGUUAUAAAUGAACAAAAAUCUGAUUCGCUCCAUGCACAUGGUUCACAUGAUCAAACAAUUCUUAAUUCAUUUUUCGAUGAUAACAGAAAUCUCGGCGAUGAUCAAACGUCAAAUUCAUCUAUUCCUUUAACGGAGAUCAUUCCAAGACACAGUACAUCACAUAAAAAAGCAUGGAUAUCACGUUUGUCGAAUACAACACCUUCAACUUUUGACGAUGAUGAUGAUGAUGAAACGCAACUUUAA